This is a messenger RNA of Hemiscyllium ocellatum (epaulette shark), 1497 nucleotides long. RefSeq names its product tetraspanin 12 (gene tspan12). Lineage: Eukaryota; Metazoa; Chordata; Chondrichthyes; Orectolobiformes; Hemiscylliidae. The coding region runs from base 227 to 1147 and encodes 306 amino acids. Gene Ontology annotation, cellular component: membrane. The transcript has 8 exons. The record is from RefSeq and is a predicted model, not a curated record.
CUGGCGCUGUUACACUCACUUUUCACUUUCUACUUUAGUUCGAACUGCGAGCUCUUUCCUUUUUUAAAAAAAUAAUUUUUUUGUUUUGCAUUAGCGCAUGGAUUAAAAUAAUUGGUGACUCUGCGCUUGUCUCUCCGGCAAUGUGUGACAGUAUGAGGAUGUACCUUUGUGGAAUGGCCUGUUUGUGAAACAGAAUCAUGGGGUCAACCCUCGACCUUCUUUCAGAAUGGCCAGAGAAGAUUCUGUGAAAUGUCUACGCUGCUCCCUUUAUGCGAUAAAUUUUCUUUUCUGGCUGAUGUCAGUGUGUGUUCUGGGUGUGUCUGCAUGGAUGAGAGAUUACCUGAAUAAUGUACUUGUGUUAACAACAGAGACAAGGCUGGAAGAAGCAUUCAUUUUGACAUAUUUUUCAGUGAUCCACCCCAUAAUGAUUGCUGUGUGCUGUUUUUUAAUAAUAGUUGGAAUGCUAGGCUGCUGUGGAACAAUAAAGGGAAAUCCAUUGUUACUUGCUUGGUAUUUUGGUAUCCUACUUGUAAUAUUCUGUGUGGAACUAGCCUGUGGAGUAUGGAGCUAUGACCAGGAUUAUUUGAUCUCCAUUCAAAGGUCUGAUGUGCUUGAGCUGAAGGCUAGAAUGUCUCAUUAUGGUAUGGCCAGGUACCAGUGGUUAACUCAUGCCUGGAAUUUCUUUCAGAAGGAGUUCAAGUGUUGCGGAGUGGCAUACUUUUCAGAUUGGUUGGAAAUGACAGAAAUGGAGUGGCCUCCUGACUCCUGCUGCAUUAGAGAAUUUCCUACGUGCUCUAAACAAGUCCACAGUGGGCAACAUAUUGAGAUUUAUCAAGAGGGCUGUGGACAGAAAAUAUACAACUUCCUGCGUGGCACAAAGCAAUUACAAGUGUUGAAGUUUCUUGGGAUUUCCAUUGGAGUGACACAGUUACUGGCCAUGAUACUCACUAUUACAUUGCUUUGGGCAUUAUACUAUGACAAAAAGGAACCAAGAACUGGCCAAAAGAUGGGCCCAAAACACCUGAGUGUCCAACACUUUGCCUGUCAUUCAAUAGAAUUAAUGAAGCAUGUCCCAAAGAGCAAUGAGCUGAGACAGGCAGGCACAGCUCACAACUUUUGUACACACUUUGAAAUAGAGGAAUUGUAGCUGGAAUUGAGCAAAUCAGAUGGAUGCUGGAAUCAUGGCGUGAAAAUGUCUUUUACCAUUGCAACGGAUUUUGAAAGGAGUUCUGUAUUCUGUAUAACAGUAUCAGACCAUACAAAUGUUUAAGAGGCUGAGAAAGAAACUUUUCAGCAAAGGUAACUGAAAAAGGGUUUACUUUGAUUUAGGCAUUUUUUGAUUGCUGCUACAGAAGACGUGUAUUCUCUUGACAGGUUUGUAGAAUACUGAAUUUAUUGUAAUAGGCCAGGAAUUCUGAGUUCACCAAAAGUUUUGUUGGGGAAGGCUUGAUAACUGUGUUUUGAAGAUUUUCCUGAAAUAUUAUUAAUCAAAGCUGC